Messenger RNA from Hypanus sabinus (Atlantic stingray), 3650 nucleotides. Its product is annotated as NACHT, LRR and PYD domains-containing protein 3-like. The coding region runs from base 159 to 3650 and encodes 1163 amino acids. Lineage: Eukaryota; Metazoa; Chordata; Chondrichthyes; Myliobatiformes; Dasyatidae. The transcript has 9 exons. The record is from RefSeq and is a predicted model, not a curated record. Gene Ontology annotation, cellular component: cytoplasm. Gene Ontology annotation, molecular function: protein binding.
UCGGUCACCCGGGUAGUCAGACUGUGGUUUCCCGGGACCACACUGAACGCCGUCCGGUUACAACAUCAGAGAGCCUCACCAGCAGGUGGAGCUGUCCUGCAGAGCGACCAAAGUGUGAACAAGACGACGACAAUCAACAAUCGUCAGUCAGAAUCAGAAUGGACAAAGGUGGGAAAUUGAAACGAGCUAGGAAAGUACUGAAGAGGAUUUUUACAGGCAGAUCAUCGAGGGAAGAUGAUCGGGACACGGGAAGCAAGGGACCAAAGCAGGGUCAGAUUGAGAGCGAUGUCCCAAUGGAAUGCAAUCCGGCGUCAGAGGAGGAGGAGCAAAUUCAGCUCAGAGAGAGUGACGUCAGAGACACUGAUCCGGACCCUGGAACUGGCACAGGGGAGGCGACAGUCUGUCAGCCCAGAGACAGUGACGUCAGAGACACUGAUCCGGACCCUGGAACCGGCACAGGGGAGGCGACUGUCUGUCAGACUAGAGACAGUGACGUCAGAGACACCGAUCCGGACCCUGGAACCGGCACAGGGGAGGCGACUGUCUGUCAGACUAGAGACAGUGACGUCAGAGACACCGAUCCGGACCCUGGAACCGGCACAAGUGAGGUGACUGUCUGUCAGCCCAGAGACAGUGGCGUCAGAGACACCGAUCAGGACCCUGGAACCGGCACAAGUGAGGCGACUGUCUGUCAGCCCAGAGACAGUGGCGUCAGAGACACUGAUCAGGACCCUGGAACCGGCACAAGGGAGGCGACUAUCUGUCAGCCCAGAGACAGUGACGUCAGAGACACUGACCCGGACCCUGGUACCGGCACAAGUGAGGCGACUGUCUGUCAGACUAGAGACAGUGACGUCAGAGACACCGAUCCGGACCCUGGAACCGGCACAAGUGAGGUGACUGUCUGUCAGCCCAGAGACAGUGACGUCAGAGACACUGAUCAGGACACUGGAACCGGCACAAGUGAGGCGACUACCUGUCAGCCCAGAGACAGUGACGUCAGAGACACUGAGCAAGACCCUGGAGCCGGCACAAGUGAGGCGACUGCCUGUCAGCACAGAGACAGUGACGUCAGAGACACCGAUCAGGACCCUGGAACCGGCACAAGUGAGGUGACUGUCUGUCAGCCCAGACACAGUGACGUCAGAGACACUGAUCCGGACCCUGGAUCCGGCACAAGUGAGGUGACUGUCUGUCAGCUCGGAAGCUCAUUGAACACAGAACUGUCAAGUCCCCAAGAAGGAGCAGCGCCAGAGUUUACAAUCUCCGACCUCCUGGCACAGGGGGAGGAAUAUCGACUGUACCAACUGACAAAGUUCUACAGGGACAGACUCAAACAAGCAAUUGAAGAAAAGGUUGAGAGACUGGGUUGGAUGUUGACAAAGGAGGGACAUUUCAGUAGAGAAGAAAAUGAGAAAGUCACUGAGCUGACAGAGAAGGGAAACCGGGCAGAGAGUUCCAGACUCUUCCUCAGUCUGGUGAAUGGCAAAGGCUCCCGGGCCCGGAGGGCGAUGUGGGAAUACUUCCUGAUGUGGAGGACUGAGUUACCGAAGUUGGACAGAAUACUGAGGGAAAUACAGGAACUCGGUCCUGAUCCACAAGAAUACAUGAACAUCGGCCAAGGUUUAACUGAAUUACCCACUCAGCUGAUAGAUGUCCAACAGAAACACAAGGAGACUCUGCGGACACGAACUGAAACAUUGAGAGUGAACACGAUCCUGAUGACGGAGAAGGUGAAGGUUUUCCAGCUGGCUGAUCGAUACGCUGAGCUCACGGUCAUUUCUACUGUUCGAGAUCGGACACUGGUGGAACAUGAGCUGCUGGCAAGAGGCAGAGACCAUGAGGAUUAUAGAGAGAAACAACUCCGCAGACAGCUGGAAAAAAUCCAUACUGAUCAGUUAUUCCACAGCAGCUUUUCCCGGAGUAAAUCCAAAUCUGGGAGUUCAGCAGCAGUGGCCGGUGUCCCGGGGAUCGGGAAAACAACGAUGGUACAAAAGAUUGUUUAUGACUGGGCCAUGGGGAAAAUAUACCAACAGUUCCAGUUUGUCUUCAGUUUCAAAUUCCGAGAUUUAAACACCAUUAAUUGUAGAAUAAACCUGAGGGAACUGAUUCUGUAUCAGUAUCCUUACUUUGGGAAUUUCCUGAGAGAAGUCUGGAAGAACGCAGAGGGAUUACUGUUUAUUUUCGAUGGUUUAGAUGAAUUCAAACACAAAAUCGAUUUUGCAGACAGUCGGAGAGAUACAGAACCAAAGCACCAGUGCCCAGAUCCCGAGUGGAGGUGUGAAGUGUCUGACAUUGUGUACAGUUUAAUCCAGGGCAAGCUGCUCCCAGGGUGUUCAGUGCUGGUGACCACCCGCCCCACUGCGUUGCAUUUAUUGGAAAAGGCGGAUAUCAGUGUCUGGGCUGAAAUCCUGGGAUUUGUUGAUGAGGAACGGAAGGAAUAUUUCAUCAGACAUUUUGAAGAUCAGACGGUGGCGGAAGCUGUUUUCAAUUAUGUGAAGGAGAACGAGAUCCUGUACACCAUGAGCUACAACCCCUCCUACUGCUGGAUCCUCGCUCUGGCACUGGGUCCCUUCUUCACACAAAGAGUCAAGGACCCACAGCGAGUUCCCAAGACCAUCACCCAACUGUACUCCUACUAUAUUUACAACAUCCUGAAAAACCACGGCCGUGAGAUUGAGAGACCCCGUGAUGUGUUACUUAGGGUUGGUCAGAUGGCAUUCAGAGGAGUGUCCGAGAAGAAGAUUGUGUUUACAGAUGGAGAUUUGAUCAAGUACAAUCUUCAGCCUUCCCAGUUCCUGUCCGGGUUCCUGAUGGAGCUUUUGGAGAGAGAGGAUUCUGCCCAGAGCGUGGUGUACACAUUCCCACACCUCACCAUCCAAGAGUUUGUAGCUGCAGUGACACAAUUCCUGAUCCCAGAUGGCAGAGAUAUUAAGAAACUCCUCACUGAAACCCACAACACGACAGAUGGGCGAUUUGAGGUAUUUCUCCGUUUUGUUGCUGGUCUCUCCUGUCCAAUGACAGUUCGGGGCCUGGUGGAGAUUCUGGGUCCAUUUCCACAUGAAACAACCUGCCGGGUGAUUGACUGGGUGAAGGAGGAGGUUAAACGUCAGAUUGGAAACACAUGGAGUGAAGCUGGUCAAAGGAGCCUACUGAACACAUUGCACUACCUGUUUGAGUCUCAGAAUCGUGGACUGGCUAAGGAAACACUGGGAUCUGUGGAAACACUUUCAUUCAGUGGAGUGACAUUGACCCCGAUUGACUGCGUGGUCCUGUCUCAUGCCAUCGGACUCUGUGAUACAAUAAAACACCUCGACCUGCAGGACUGCCACAUUCAGUGGGAAGGAAUCCAGCGGCUGGGUCCCGGGCUGCACAAGUGCCAGGAGUUGAGACUGAACAAUAAUAAACUGGGGGAUUCAGGAGUGAAACUGGUGUCUGCGGCUCUGAGGAACCCGGAGUGUAAAAUACAGAGACUGUGGCUGGACAAUGUCGGUCUCACAGAUUCUGGUGCCGAGGAUCUCGUCUCCGCUCUCAGUACAAACCCAUCACUGACGGGGCUGAACCUGACAUCAAACUCUCUGACAGACCGAUCUGUCCCCGCUCUCCGCCGCCUCAUACUGACCCUCCGGAGUCUGAAGCUGAUCUGGUGA